Xiphias gladius (swordfish) is the source of this 3569-nucleotide messenger RNA. It is a transcript of the gene csf2rb, whose product is annotated as colony stimulating factor 2 receptor subunit beta. Lineage: Eukaryota; Metazoa; Chordata; Actinopteri; Istiophoriformes; Xiphiidae. The transcript has 15 exons. The record is from RefSeq and is a predicted model, not a curated record. Gene Ontology annotation, cellular component: external side of plasma membrane. The coding region runs from base 484 to 2580 and encodes 698 amino acids. Gene Ontology annotation, biological process: cytokine-mediated signaling pathway; immunoglobulin mediated immune response. Gene Ontology annotation, molecular function: cytokine receptor activity; protein binding.
UGGGAAAUUCUGAUUUGUGGAUAUUUCUAGGGUGAAAGUUGUGUCAUAUUGCUCCCAAUCGUACUCUUUAAAAUAGCUUUUUAUUCAACAAGCUGAAAUUGAUUGUAAAUAUCACAAUACAAAAGAGUUCAUGUAUAGUAAUAUAUAUAUAUAUGUUCAGCUCUAAUUUGCCUUUAUGAUAUCAGAACACAAUAAUUUAUCUAAAAAUACUGAGUCCAAGAGAGCUGGACUUUCUGUUUGUUCUUCCGUAGAGCUGUUAUUAUUAAUCCCUGUUAUUAUUAAUUAAAUGUGUUGAGCGGAUUGAAUCCUACUUGUUCACGUCACGUCACUCACAUUCGAUAUGAAUUACAGUGAAAUUUCGUAAUCAGACCAACCAUAAGCUGAGCAUGUCAUCCAAAGACUAGUUAUGUACUUUUAUGAAGAAAAGCUUUCCUUCAUGUCUUCUCAGAUGCUUUAUGCAAACUGCCAUUUGCCGACAUAUGAAUGAUGCCUCUCUUCUGGAUUGCGCUUUGGUCAAUGCUCCCUCUUCUGGCUCUCCUCUCUGGUCCAGAUCAUUGUACCUGCCAUGAGAGCACUUGCCUACAGAACAUGUCUCCAUUGCUGGAAUCCUUACAGUGCCACAACGACUACGAGUCCUACAUCCACUGCAAAUGGAGGAAACACAGAAACACACCUCUGUUUCUUUGGCUCAAGAUUGAAAACAAAAGGAAGUUGUGUGUGCCGUACACUCCACCAGUCCAAGAGAAGAACGAGAAUGUCCAGUGCAGAUAUAAAACAAAUGUAUUUUCCAUUGGCAUCAGUCACACCGUCUUCUUCGACAAGAAUGAGACGCUGUCCAACUGCUCAUCUGUCCCACGCAAGCCUCUGGAUGUUUCUCAGCACUUGAGAGCGCGUCCACCAGUGGACCUGUCCACACAUGAUGCAAGUGAUGGAGGCCAAAGGCUCAAUUGGUCCAGCCCCUACCCCUCCUCCUCUCCCCUGAACAAAAACCUCACCUACCAGCUCAGCUACAGAACAGACAGACAGGACUGGACUACUGAGGAUGUCACAAACACCAGUAUAAAACUAGAAAAGCACUUGUUGCUUCUGGGUCACAGGUAUGAAGCCAGGGUGAGGGCCCGGGCCAGCGUGGGCCAGUGGAGUGACUGGAGUCCUCUAGUGACCUGGGAAACUGAAGAAAACCCUUGGCAGGUUCCCAGUUUGCAGUGUGUGCUGGAUGGAGAGAAGGAGGUGAUGUGUAGCUGGGAGGUGAGCAGAGAGCUGGCUCACUUCAUUACCUACCAGCUGGCCAGUCGACAGAAGCAGACUGCGCCUACUAAGAGAUACUGCUCGAACCCAAUAGUCAGGUCUGACACCAGCGGGACGGUGCUGAGGUACAGCUGCUCACUGACUGUCACAGACCCUGCACAUCUGCUGCUGGAGCUCCUACCAAAACGCAAUGUCAAGACUUUUAAGGCCUACCAACACAUCCGUCCCAACCCACCGCAGCAGGUAACAGUGAAGGAGAAAGGCCGCGACUGGAUCGUGGCAUGGACUGCACCGAGCACAGCUUCAAAACUGACACUGUACUAUCAGGUCUGCUAUUACAGGACACAGGAGCAAGAACCUUGUACCCUGCUGAAUAUUUCAGAUGGGUCCGUGUCCUUUACCCUCCGGGGAGCCUCUCUGGCCCCGUCCAAGCGCUACCAGAUCAAAGUCAGGUCACUGGUCUUCCCGGGAGAAGGCUCCAGGUAUGAGGGAAUCCCGUCUGAAUGGAGUGAUCCUGUGGGCUGGAUUUCCCAUGCAGCCCCCUGGUCCCUCACCACCUUGAUAUAUGUUCUCAUCAGUGUGUUUGUGGCCACAGUGUUCUUCAUACUCUACUGCACCAUUCCAGCUUGUCAAAGGAAGAUAAUCCUGUGGGUGGACUCAGUCCCUUCUCCAGGAAAAAGCAAAAUCCUGUCUGAGUUUAAGUCCGCCACCGGUCGGACCUUCUUGCAGUGUGAGGACACUUCCAUCUGCAAAGUGCUAUACUUCGACACCGUAUCUACAUGCUCCUCAGAGGCUUUGCUGUGGUCAACCACGGACACUACCAAAAAACACUUGGAUCCGGACGACGGCUUCUGUAACAGCAAUAACUUUCUCACCCCUACUGAGAAAGUUAAAAGCUCUGAAACAUCCUCCAUGAGCUUAGGCGGGCCCUACAUCAUCUGUCAGACAUCAAAGUCUAACUGGAAGUCAGUGGAUGUCAAGAGUGAAGAGAAAGAGAAAGAAGAAAAAACCGUAUUAGAUGACUCUGGAUCCCCUGUGAAUUUUUCUGUGAAUCCUCCCGUUUACGGAAAAGGUUAUGUGUGUCUACCCAACUGCACCAUUCUCAUAUCUCACAGCGAUGCCAACACAAACACACACAGACGAGACAGCGCUGAGCAGGACCAACAGUGUCCAGAUACCACACUGAGGCAGGAUAAGACGGAUGCCCAGCGUGGCUUUAGUGAGGCGACCAGCAGGGAGCAACCUCUGGCUUACACCUCCGGACCUUUGACCCCCUGGCCUCAAGGUGGCACCAUACAGGCCUCAGGGUACUGCCAGCUCCCACAGCCCUAAUGAGAGGAGCACAGUAACCUACAACUUGCAAUGGAACAGCAUAUCUAGCAGGACCUAUCAGGCUUUCUUGGCAGAUUUAAGAAUGAAUCAAGCAGUGAUUUCUUUCCAUUUUAUUUCAAACCUCUCAUGCUUUCAUGUGAAAUCAAAUAAAUCACAUGUAUCAAUUAUCGGGUUAUUAUACAUUAGAAAGAAUUUUUUAGAAGAACCUUUUUGCUUGUUUUAUGCUUAUCUGACCUGAGAUCCGGUUGGACGACUGACCAACGGAGGGGAGUAGUGAGCUGAGCCUGCGUGUGCAGCGCAAGUAAGUGCAGUGCAGUAUGACACCCAAAAUAAUUCUUCUCAGUUUAGAAAGAAUUAAAUAACCUCUGUUCACAUACUAGGUCAGGGCAAAAUAACAGGAAUCUGGGACUGUGUCCGGGAUAUUCAGUUCUGUUUUCCCAGAAAAUUAUGAUAAUUUACUGACUGUGUACAAUUUGUCACACAUGUAAAGUGUUUCAUGCAGGAUCUAACACGGACUGUUAAGAACUGUGUUUAAAUUUCAUCGGGUUUUUUUCUAUUACAUCCUCGAUUUCUGUGACAGCUGAGAUUAGCAGGUGAAUUAUGUAAACUGCAUUUCAUGGGAAAAGUGAGUAUGUUUGCUGACUGUCCUGUUCACUGAAGUCAUGUAAAAUAUGCAUGUUUGCACAAAGGUGUGUGAGUUGGGACCUUGUUGUAAAUAUAGCCUAUGUGUUGCUGAAUGCAUUAUGAAGUACUGUGUUAUCUACCUUGUGUUGUGCCAAUACUGCUGUGUGAGGUGGUACAAGUAUUGUCACUGCAUGUUUAUUAGAUAAGAACUGAGGCUUGCAGAGACAUUUGAACUGAAAGGACAAGGUACUGAACAUAUGUUAAAGCUUCUCUAUGGUAUAAAAAUUCCCAUAAGGUAUGUUACUUAUAGGCAUACCAGUAACCUGAGUAAAGUAAUGUAGGUUUGCGAUGUAUUUGCUGCACUG